AUGCCCUCGUCUCCUAUCUCUCCCCGUCAACGCCGCAGACACCCCCCGAGCAUCGACCUCUCAUCGACGUCUCCAAGCACAUUUGCCUCGAAUUCAAACGGCCUAUACUCCCCGCAGACUGCUAGAAGCUCUUUUCCACAGUCUCCUGUCACGCCGCGACAACGGCACCGCAUGUCAAUCGACAGGACGUCGCGGUACUCCGCCGACUUCACGAACGAUAUCAACGAGGGCAGUCCCAUACUUGACGGAGGCCUGGGCAGUCUUGCCGAUGAGCUUGCGGAUGCCUGGGACGAGGAUGUGGAGGAUAUAUCCGGUCUACGGGGGGAAGGGGACGAAGACGGGUUUGACGACGACCACCUUGGCUCUCCAGGGGAAAGCAUGCGGAACGAUCAUGACGGCGGCGUGAAUGGAGAAUUUAUCGAUUCAAUACACGAUCUAGGCAUUGGGAUGGGAUCUAACCCGUCAAGAAGACAGGAUGGCUCGGAGUCUGAACACGAAGGCGGACUGCGGCCGUCAAAACCACGACCAAAGUCGAUGAUGAUGAAUAAUGCUCAACGACACCGGAGAUAUGAAUCGUCACUGUACGAUGGUUCCGAGUACGGGCCUGACUCUGACAUUGAAGAGUGUGCUGAUAUAUCUCCUGCACUGGAGGCGCGGAUGGCUGCAAUCGAGCAGCUCGUUCGGUUUGGGAAUAUUGAAACCGAACAGAUGGGCAACGACGUUAUCGAUCGUGUAAUCCAUGGCUUGCGAGACCUAGGCGGACAGAGUGAGAUUGAAAGCGGUGCUUCCAGACUUAUUACCGCUCACGCCUCUCUAACCUCCCAUCUAACGCACCAAACCCGCUCUCUACAAACCCUCACCCACCCACUCCUCUUCUCCCACUUCCCAGUCCUCUCAUCCGACGCCAUAGACGACCUCAUCCCCUUAAUAGAAGACGUCCUACCCAACCUCCCCUUCCCCGUCCAAACCAACCCUUCCACGUCCGCCUCCGCAUCCAUGCAACACGACCUCUCCCCGUCCCAAUGCUCAACUACAAGCUCCAGCUCAAACAGCGCCGCUACCAACCCUCUCCUUUCUCUACAGGCCCUCCUGGCCCAAACCUCAGAUCUAACACAUACCCUACGGGCACUAAGCGACACACUGCAUGAGUCCCGUCAAUUGACUUCUGCCGCGUCUCGACGGCUAAAGUCAGUUCGUGAGCUGGUAUCCGAGAUCCGACGGGACGAAGAGGCGCGUAAAGAAGGGACGGCCUGGAUUGAGCAAGGAGAAUGGGAUAGGCGGCUUGGUGAGCGUGAGGCCGGCAGGGUGUGUGGUGAUGUGGUCAGUGGAUUCGAGGCUGUUUGUGGAGAGUGGAGGGAUAGGCUGUUUGGGACGGAGGUCGUUGUUGCAUAG
This is a messenger RNA of Arthroderma uncinatum, 1392 nucleotides long. RefSeq lists its product as uncharacterized. NCBI's taxonomy places the organism in Eukaryota, Fungi, Ascomycota, Eurotiomycetes, Onygenales, Arthrodermataceae. Bases 1 to 1392 code for a protein of 463 amino acids. The record is from RefSeq and is a predicted model, not a curated record. The transcript is spliced from 2 exons.